Messenger RNA from Impatiens glandulifera, 1707 nucleotides. RefSeq names its product scarecrow-like protein 11. Gene Ontology annotation, biological process: regulation of DNA-templated transcription. The coding region runs from base 1 to 1707 and encodes 568 amino acids. NCBI's taxonomy places the organism in Eukaryota, Viridiplantae, Streptophyta, Magnoliopsida, Ericales, Balsaminaceae. The transcript has a single exon. Gene Ontology annotation, molecular function: sequence-specific DNA binding; DNA-binding transcription factor activity. Gene Ontology annotation, cellular component: nucleus. The record is from RefSeq and is a predicted model, not a curated record.
AUGGGCGAACUAUUUCAUAUUCAAGAUAGUCCAUACGAUUACAUACCCGAUCCUACUUCUCCAGUUCCGGAAUCAUCCAACUUUGUUGACUCUUUUCAUCCAAAGGGAUUCACAGAAGAAGGGCAUGGCUACUGCAGUGCUGUUCUGAAUUACAUAAACCAGGUUUUAAUGAAAGAUGACGAAGAUGAUGAUGAUGAAAUGAACAUCAAGAUCAAACACCCCACUCUUGAACAAGAGGAAAAAUCCUUCUACGAGAUUCUUAAUCAAGAAACUUGUAGCAGCUCAGAAAAUGUAUUCGAGGUUGAAUUUGAUCGCGAGAAGAACCAAAUAUCGGUGAUAGGAAGAAAACAUCUUCAUCAAGAGGAUGAUGAUAAUGGGAGGCUUAACAAACAUCGACUGACAAUCCACACCGAUGAGGAAGAGCCCGUGUUAAUCGAGAUGUUUGAUAAGGUUUUGGUUCUGUCUAUAGAAGACGAGAGAAGUAAAGAGUCAACUCAUUCAAAAACAAUACAACAUGGCCAAAAGGGGGUGCACAAAAGGGAGGCAGUUGGCAUGAGAAAUUUGUUGAUACAAUGCAUGCAAACCCUAGCUAACAAUGAUCAGAAAACUGCAAGUAUACUUCUUGAGCAGAUAAGGCAGCGUUCAUCUCCAAUUGGCGAUGGAUCACAGAGGUUAGCAUAUUAUUUUGCAGAUGGAAUUGAAGCACGUUUGGUGCGUUAUGGUUCACCAUUGUUUAAAGAUGGUGUUGGGAUGUAUCAUAAGACAUUAAGGGAUACUACUCUGCUAAAAGCUUGCAAGAUGUAUCUCUCGGUAAUUCCUUUCACGAAUACUAUAUAUGCCCUAGCGACUGGUUUGAUCAUGGAUAUAGCUCGUAAAAGAAGAAGUAAGCUUCAUGUUAUUCAUUUUGGAAUCGUACCUGGCUUUCAAUUGAUUCCCCUUAUUCAGCGUCUAUCAACAAGAGACGGUGAUGAUGAUGAUGGCGGUCGUCCUCCAAAGCUUCGAGUCACGGGGAUAGACUUUCCUCAAGCUGGCUUUCGACCGACUGCAAAGAUCGAUGAGACUGGAAGGCGGUUACAAAGCUACUGUGAGAAAUUUGGUGUUGAGUUCGAAUACGACUCCGUUGCUGCGAAUUGGGAGAAGAUAACCGUUUCAGAUCUAAAAAUCAGAGAAGAUGAAAUCGUGGUGGUAUACUGUUUGUUCCAUUCGAUGUACUUACUUGAUGAAAGCAUUUUGGAGGAUAGUCCAAGGGAUGCAGUAUUGAAGUUAAUCAGGAGGAUAAAUCCAGAGAUAUUUAUUCACGGAAUCGUGAAUGGGAAUCUGAAUUCUCCAUUCUUCGAUUCGCGGUUUCGCGAGGCUCUAUUCCACUUCUCGACGAUGUUCGACAUGUUCGAUACAGUCCUGCCAAGAGACAAUGAGGAGAGGAUGGUGUUUGAGAGGGGAAUAUUGGGCGAAGAGAUUCUUAAUACCGUAGCUUGCGAAGGAGAAGAGAGGAAGGAGAGACCUGAAACGUACAAACAGUGGCACGUUCGGACGGUUAGAGCUGGAUUCAGGCAGGUUCCGUUGAAUGAAGAAAUGGUGAAGAAGCAAAAAGCCAUUGUUAAGUCACGUUAUCACAAGGAUUUCUUUGUGGAGGCGGCAAAUGAAUGGAUGUUACAAGGUUGGAAGGGGAGAGCCUUGUGCGCCAUUUCUUCAUGGAAACCUGCUUAG